Molecule: messenger RNA, 4387 nt
Organism: Trichomycterus rosablanca
Lineage: Eukaryota; Metazoa; Chordata; Actinopteri; Siluriformes; Trichomycteridae
Gene: ulk4
Product: unc-51 like kinase 4
Exons: 38
Coding region: 240-4052 (1270 amino acids)
Biological process (GO): protein phosphorylation
Molecular function (GO): ATP binding; protein kinase activity
Source: RefSeq, a predicted model, not a curated record
ACAGCUGUUGCCAGUCCCGCGGUUUGUGAAGCUCUAGUUAAGAAUUAGGAGUCGUUUUGGCGACUAAAUGGACAAACUCUGUUUGCGGCUGGGUACCACUGUAAGUAGUUGUUAGCUAAGUGCUAACCUGAGUUUACCUGCAUCAUCACAAGGGGUGGUUAAGAGAACUUAACCAUUAUAUUUCAUGUUAAUAUUAGCAGGUUCAGGCUGUAAUCUCUCCUUGGAAGUGAAGAUCCGAGAUGGAAAACUUCAUUCUGUAUGAAGAAAUGGGAAGAGGUAGCAGGUCUGUUGUUUAUAAGGGUAGAAGGAAGGGGAGCAUUCACUUUGUGGCUAUUCUCUGUGGUGAAAAAUCCAAGAGGCCUGAGCUGACCAACCAUGUACGGCUCACACAUGAUAUGAAGCAUGAUAAUGUGGUCUCUUUCUAUGAGUGGUAUGAGACCAGUAAUCAUCUCUGGCUGGUGGUUGAAUUGUGCACAGGAGGGACGCUGAAAGCAGUGAUUUCUCAGGACGAAUGCCUGUCCGACGAUGUUGUGCGAGAAUUUGCCAUGGACCUGAUUAGAGGGCUUAAAUACGUCCAUGACUCUGGCGUAGUGUUUUCUGACCUCACCCCUGCUAAGAUUUUACUGGAUGGCCCCGGUACUCUGAAGUACUCGAAUUUCUGUCUGGCCAAAGCACAGGGAGAAAACCUAGAGGAGUUUUUCACGCUUGUGAUGUCUGAGGAUGGAGGUGACGGCAAAGAGAGUUGGACUCCUCACAAAAAUAUCAAGAACCGAACGCAAGGUUCUCCGCUGUACUGCGCUCCAGAGGUGCUGAAAGGUGAAGCCACCAGCAUUUCGAGUGAUCUCUGGGCGCUGGGCUGCAUCCUCUACGAGAUGUUCACAGGAAAGCCACCGUUCUUCUCUGAGACUUACACUGAUUUGGUUGAUCUGAUUUUACACGCCGAUCCGCCGCCUCCAGUGCAAAAAGGACCCGGUUGUUUACAGUCUAGUCCUGAAUUCCACAGCCUGCUGUUUGGUCUGCUGCAGAAAAAUCCUCUGAAUAGGCUAAACUGGGAGCAAGUGUUGCAGCAUCCGUUUUGGAGGGGAGCAUUUUCAGUAGAUGCCCAUUCUGAAGCUAAUGAAGACGAAGUCGCCCAUCUUGACUCCAGUGUACAGUUGGUGUCACUGUCAUCUCAGACGGCAGUGAAAGGCCAGACAGUGGCAGCUGGUGCCAUUAGUCCACACCUCAGCAAGUCCUUCACACUGGCUAACAUGACCGAGUUUAAACCCAAGUCUGUGUUGGAUGCAGAUGCCAGAGAGUCUAUUUUCCUUCUCAGUUCACGUCCAACUCCAAGAACGAGCAGCGCUGUGAAUGAGAUGGAAAACACAGAAGUAAAGACACAUGACGGCAGUGUGUCGGAGGAUUUACAGAGUGAUUAUCGCGUCCAAAUCAAAGAGCUCAUAUACACAGACUCCGAUCUGACUGUGACUCCUAUCAUGGACAAUCCAAAAAUUUUAAAAACUGCUCCUGUCAGAUUUGACUCCAAAACUCUGUGUGUAACGGCGCAUUCAGCCGAGCGCUUGGCAUGUCUGGACGCGGGGGACUGGGCGUCGUUCCUGCAGCAGGUCUGCGCCGCUCUGGACUCAGUGGACCGAGCUGGAUCAGGAGCAACGACACCGAGGGCUAAACUCAACCUGCUGUGUUAUCUGUGCUGCGUUUGUGGCCACCGAGACACAGCCACACGCUUCAUGCACUCCCAGCUGAUGCCGGUGUUGAUCCAGCAGCUUCGCCAGGCCCCCAACUGGGACGUGAGGACCAAAGUGAUCCGACUCAUCGGCCUGUUGAGCUGUCAUUGCACCGAGCUUAAGGAAGAUGUUCCUGUUAUAGAAGCCCUGACCGUGUUCACCGAGCUCCUCCGUGAGAACUUUAGGAACACUAAGCUGAAGCAAUGCCUUUUACCACCACUAGGGGAGCUGCUCUAUCUCAUUGCUGCUCAGGAGGAGAAGAAAGAGCACCCAGGAGGAUUGUGGGUCGUUCCUGCUGCCGCCUACACUGUGUUAAUGAGGUGCCUUCGGGAAGGGGAGGACUCGGUGGUGAACCACAUGGCAGCAAAAAUCAUUGAGAGCGUGUGCAGCAGGCAGUGCCCGUGUGCUCAGGGCUUCAUCUCAGCAGAAGUUGGUCCCUCUCUCUGGUACCUGUUCACACACUCCACUGUGGACGCUCUGAGGGUCAGCGCUAUGUCUGCUCUGUGUAGGAUCACCCGACACUCAGCGGGAGCUUUUCAGAGCGUCAUCGACAAAGUUGGACUACCCAGCAUUCUCAGCUGCCUGGUGUCGGGAAUCAGCCGGGUACAGCAGCAGAUGCUGACCAUGUUCGCCGCCAUGCUGGCCUCCGGAGCGCAUCUGCACAGGCUGGUACAGGACAGGGACUUUGUUGUGAAGAUAAUCCGCUCUCUGGAGAGUCCGUCCUCAAUCAUCCGAGCCAAGGCCUUCCUGGUGCUCCUGCAGGUUCUCAUUAAUAACAGGGAAAUGCUCCCGCUGUGCUGGAACUCCAGGCUGGUGAUGUAUAUCGAGAGAGACACCCGAAAAGCCACGCCAGGGAAAGAGCAGCAAAGUGCCAAUGAAUACCUGUCAAAAUGCCUGGCCCUAUUCAUCCGUCACACCGUGCGAGAGCUGCCAGCUAUUCUGGAUGACGUCCUGUGUGCAUUAGGGAGCAUUGUGGGAAGAAAACACCCCUCUACUGCCCAGACUCGUCAGCUCAGACAGAACCUGCCCAUGAUGUCUGUGGUGCUGAACCUACUUACCUCACAGAUCUUCAGGCCUCAGGUGGUGAACGAGGAGUUUCUCAUUAAAUUCGGAGCGCUUCUGAAUCACAUCACAUCCAUCGAUUCCAAUGAGACCAGUUUGGGAGGUGCUGUGGGACAGACAGCGGCUGAGGAACUGAUCCGAAACACAUUAUCAGCAGUGGAGGCCAUCUCCCAGCACCCCGCCCUUCUGAGCGCUCACCACAGCACUGUCGUGGAUUCGAUCCUGCCGCCCUUGGCGUCUCUGGCCUUAAGUAAGAACGUGGAAUGGAGGAUCGUGAGUUUACGCGUUCUCGCUGAGAUCACUCUGCUGUUACUGAGCCAUGAGGGUGUGGAGACGGGAGAGAGACGAGACCAGGGAUCAUGUGAUGAGAGCAAAUCCUCAAACACACGCCUGCUGAAUCUGAUAACCGAGGCCCUGCUGCCACAGUUUGAAUCUUUGCUGCUGGAGGCCGAUCCGAUACCCGUCUACGCCCUCAAACUUCUGGCGUCCCUCACUGAGCACAGUACACGCAUGAACAGGCUCGUCCAGGAGAGUCGUCUCUUGCCUGUUAUCUUCCAGGUUAUUGUGGAGCAUCAGAGCAGCGUCCUCGGCGGCACCAUGCAGAACGCCAUGGCUCUCCUGGCUAAUCUAAUUGGACGAAAGGACGCAGACCUUCAGCCUUUCUACCAGCAAGGUAUAAUGGAGCUGGUGUGUGCUGUGUUUAUGGAGACUGCAGCCUCGUACAUGGAGAAAGAAGAACGAUGUGGACUGAAGAGCUCCUCCACCCUGCUGCUCUUCCUGCUGGACAUCGUUCACUCUCUGCUCAAACACCUCUCCUCCGUCGUCCGACAGGCCCUACAGUCUGACGCUGAUGGAGACACUGAAGCAGCAGAAGAGCUCUUACUGGUGAACAAGCCUCUCACGGACCUGAGCAAUCUCCUCAUUCAGAUGCUCCCGUGCGGCGACGGUGAGGUGUACGAGGAGGCCAGCCAGUGCGUGUCGCUGCUCGCUCAGCUGUACGGAGGCGACGCCGCUGACCGUUUGAGCCCCGAGGACCUGAUCAGCCUCGCCCGCUCACUGCAGCUGAACCCCGAACCCAGACAGCAGAGGCUGCUGCUCCGCGUCCUGAAGAGACUGAUGGGUGCAGCGGAGAGCUCCAGCUGGGGUUCAGACGAGGGUCAGAACCUGCUUCACGUGCUGAGGAAACUGGCGCACGACAGCAGGUCCCAGUCUGAUCCUACAGUGACGACAUUAGCUGCUGAGAUUCUGAAGGGCGUCGGAUGCUGAGAUGAAGCCGCUGAAGCUUCACACUCAGACCUGCAGUAAAUGUAACGAGGUCUGAAUUUCAUGUCAUAAACUAGAAGAAUGUAAAGUGUUUAGUUCUGAAUGUAAAUAGAACAUUUUACGUUUCCUUAUAAACCUUCAUUUGACCUAAAAGGUGCAGAGUGAAAGUGACUAUAGAGACGUUAUAUAAUGAGUUACAGUAGGUUGGUCCUGAUCCCCUCAUUUCAGCAGCCCAGUAAUUAUCAGACUAGGGAAGGACAUGUUAACAUCAUUGUUAUUUGUUUAACUAUUCAGAUGCUGUAACCUUGCACUAAUAAAAUAAAAAUACAUUAUUUUAA